Molecule: messenger RNA, 2137 nt
Organism: Balearica regulorum gibbericeps (East African grey crowned-crane)
Lineage: Eukaryota; Metazoa; Chordata; Aves; Gruiformes; Gruidae
Source: RefSeq, a predicted model, not a curated record
GAACACUCUUGAGCUUCGUCAUGGGAGCUGUGGUAGCUGAUGAUGGUCCAUCUGGUGUUAAAGCCCCUGAUGGAGGCUGGGGCUGGGCUGUCCUUUUUGGCUGUUUUAUCAUCACGGGAUUCUCCUAUGCCUUUCCUAAGGCAGUUAGUGUCUUCUUUAAAGAACUUAUCCGGGAAUUUGGCGUUGGAUAUAGUGACACUGCGUGGAUUUCCUCCAUUCUGUUGGCCAUGCUUUAUGGAACAGGUCCACUCUGUAGCGUGUGUGUCAAUCGCUUUGGCUGUCGCCCUGUCAUGCUGGUGGGUGGCCUUUUUGCCUCAAUGGGGAUGGUGAUAGCCUCCUUCUGCACAAGCAUUGUUCAGAUCUAUCUAACUGCAGGUGUGAUUACUGGUUUGGGUCUGGCACUAAACUUUCAGCCUUCACUCAUCAUGUUAAACCGUUAUUUUGACAAACGCCGGCCCUUAGCCAAUGGGCUAUCCGCUGCUGGGAGUCCGGUGUUUCUUUGUGCUCUCUCACCACUGGGGCAGAUACUACAACACGAGUACGGUUGGAGAGGAGGAUUCCUUAUACUAGGUGGGAUGCUGCUCAACUGCUGUGUAUGUGGAGCAUUAAUGAGGCCUUUGGAGCCACCCAAAAAGUCUGAAGCUGCCAAAGAACCGGCUGAGAAGAAAGUGAAGAAAAAACUUCUGGAUUUUAGCGUGUUUAAAGAUGGUGGUUUUGUAAUCUACACGCUAGCAGCAUCUAUCAUGGUGCUUGGCCUCUUUGUUCCUCCAGUUUUCGUUGUGAGUUAUGCCAAGGAUUUAGGGUAUCAAGACACCAAAGCAGCUUUUCUUCUGACUAUUCUGGGAUUCAUUGAUAUCUUUGCUCGGCCUAUUUGCGGAAUGGUAGCUGGUCUUAAAUGGGUUAGACCACGCUGUGUCUACCUCUUCAGUUUUGCAAUGAUUUUCAAUGGCUUUACAGAUCUCAUGGGUUCUAUGUCUGUUGAUUAUGGUGGCCUGGUGGUCUUUUGCAUUUUCUUUGGCAUUUCUUAUGGAAUGGUAGGUGCUCUUCAGUUUGAAGUUCUCAUGGCUAUUGUUGGUACUCAGAAGUUUUCCAGUGCUAUCGGUUUAGUGCUCCUGGCAGAAGCUAUGGCUGUUCUAAUUGGUCCACCAUCAGCGGGAAAACUCUUGGAUGCAACAGGGAGGUACAUGUUUGUUUUUAUUAUUGCUGGAAUUGAAGUUACCACCUCAGCACUUGUAUUGGCCUUGGGAAAUUUCUUCUGCAUUAAGAAAAAAUCAGAAGAACCACAUACAAAAGAAGAAGCAGCAGAAAGAGAGGAAUUAAACAAAUCUGAAGACAAAACUCCUGAAGAUGCCAAGGUGGACUCUAUUGAAGUGGAGCAGUUUCUGAAAGAUGAGCCUGAAAAAAAUGGUGAAGUUGUAACUAACCCAGAAACUUGUGUGUGAGCACGACAGGAAAUUGACAGAGCAUUUAGAAAAGAAAGAUUUUCAACACUAUUUAUUUUAGAAAUAGAACUAGUUUAGGGCUGGGCCAUCUGCUUUAUUACCUGGAGGCCGGUCAGCUCAUCAGUUCUCUCUGGAAGCUGAUUAGCUAGACAACCUUUUAUUGGAAAAUUAGCUUUAUCAGUGAAAGGUGAGGCGUUGUGGUUAUACUUUUUAUGUGAAGUGAAAAGCUUUUAUAAACACAAGUAAAGUCUUGCUAUGCAUCACCAGAAACUGCUCACUUGGAAGAGAUGUAGGAAGCGUAUAUUUUAAGAAAAGUGGAAUUAUAUGUAUGUUUUCAGACAAUAUUGUUGAAAUCACUGUGUUGCGCGGCUAAACAUCAUUUCCCUUUCUGUGUUCUCUGUGAAGGGGAAAGAGUUUGAGAUGAAGAAAAAUCUCAGGAACUUAAAGGUCUCCGUUAGGUUUUUGAAUUUCUUACUUUUUUUAGAUUUUUUAGAUUCAUUGGCUCAGCCCUAAAUUAAUUUUUAUAAGAUCUGUUACUUUGAUUUUCUGAGUUUUGUCUAAACCUGUAAUCUUUGUAAUUAUCAUUUGGAAAAACUGUAUGUGGAAAGGCACAUUACAGAUACUGUCCUCAGCAGAUCACACAAGUGGUAUUCCGAGGUAGUACUAAAAGCAAAUAAAAUGAUCAGAAUUGAUCC